AUGAACAUAUCACCCAAAGUUUUGUGGUCCGGCCUAGCAUUCUUCCUGGUUUGCUUUGGGGCCUGCCUGUUGGUCUACAUCCAUCCCACCCAGCUUUGGGUUUACCUCAGACUAAGCCAGGAUAAUUUUACAUCAAAAAAAGGCCCGUUCUUGGAUUCGGAUGAACUCUACAAUAACCAAAGCAACACCACUCUCGUUCUGCUCUGGCUGAGCCCUUUUGGGCGCACACUUGGCCCGUUUGAUUGUCUGGACCUGAAUAUCCCCAGAUGUUACAUCACCAUGAAUCGGAGCAUGUACAAUCGGUCCCACGCGGUGGUCUUUCACCACCGAGACAUUUGGUGGGAUCUCAAAAACCUCCCUCAGCAGCCCAGGCCUCUGUUUCAGAAGUGGAUCUGGAUGAACAUGGAGUCACCCAGUCACUCGCCCCCCAAGCAUGGAUUGAAUCGCCUCUUCAACCUAACCCUCAAUUACCGCAGGGAUGCAGAUAUCCACAUACCUUACGGCUUGCUCAUCUUUCACCCAAAAGCCUCUCGGGCAGAAGUUCCCCCGAAAGAUAAACUCGUAUGUUGGAUAGUCAGCAACCGGUUUCCCCAGGAGAGAAUUCGAUAUUACAAGGAAUUAAAGAAAUAUAUUAAAAUUCACACUUAUGGGAAAUUGUUUGGACGCCGCCUGAGCUGGAAAGAAUUCCUGCCCACCGUUUCCUCUUGCAAGUUUUAUCUGGCUCUUGAAAAUUCCAUCUUUAAAGAUUAUAUUACCGAGAAAACUUUCAUAGCGUUUUCGGCUGGAUCUGUGCCGGUGGUUCUGGGUCCUCCCAGAGAAAAUUACGAGGAUUACAUCCCACCUCAGUCUUUCAUCCACGUGGACGAUUUCGAGUCACCUAGGAAUCUCUCAGAGUACCUUCUGAUGCUUGACCAAAAUGAUACACUAUAUCGAAGUUACUUUGAAUGGAAGAAAGAUUUUGGGGUCUACCGUCCUCAUUUCUGGAAAUCACACUUAUGCCUGGCUUGUGACUACAUCCAGAAACACCCGGGGUACCAGUCUGUCGGAAAUUUACAAAAAUGGUUUUGGAAUGAUAGUUGUAGUAAUUUUUUCCCUACACAUUAA
Messenger RNA from Thamnophis sirtalis, 1104 nucleotides. RefSeq names its product 4-galactosyl-N-acetylglucosaminide 3-alpha-L-fucosyltransferase 9-like. Lineage: Eukaryota; Metazoa; Chordata; Lepidosauria; Squamata; Natricidae. The record is from RefSeq and is a predicted model, not a curated record. Gene Ontology annotation, cellular component: membrane. Gene Ontology annotation, molecular function: alpha-(1->3)-fucosyltransferase activity.